AUGAUGAACCACGCCAGAGUCAAGGCCCUUAAGGGCAACGGCAAGACGACGUCCAAAAAAGCAGUCAAAUCUGGUCGCGCUUCGGGCAAUAUCACGCCAAGAAGCUCUCCCUUGCCUUCUCUUUUGACAUCACCAACACACUCUGCGGCACACAGCCGCGUAACUUCAGAUGUCAGCGACAGCGAAGAAGAUGGCGAUUUUGAGUUUGACGACAUGAUGUCAAGUGUUCACUCUGGAGGUUCCGGAGCACUUACUCCCGACGAAGGCGCAACUACGUUUGACGCCCAGGCGUUGAUCGACGGGUUGCAGGACAAGAAGCACAACAACAAUGAGGUUCGCGAGCAGUUUCUCGAAGUUUACCUCAGAGCCCUGCGCAACAAAUACAACUCCGAAACUCACAUUUGGUUGGACCCCGCUGCCGCCGAGCUGGUCGAGGUGUUCCUCAAGGAUGCAGAUCGCGCGCCAACCGCCCGGGAGAGGCUUCUCAGCCUGCAGGCCUUCUGCUUGACAGUAGGGACAACCGAGGAACUGGAGAUUUUCGAAGGCGCCGAACGGGCACUUAAGCAAAUUCUUGUGGAUGACGACGACGACCAGUGCAAAGUGUAUGCGAUUUAUGCGCUCUGCAUGACUGUGCUCUAUGCGGGAGGCUUGGAAGAAUCUGCCCUGGAGAUCAUGCAGUAUCUCAUCGACAUUGUUCAGAGCGACGGAGAAAGCAUUGAAUCACAUGACAACGCCGCAGUCGUAUCUGCUGCCAUUGUCGGUUGGUCAUUUGUUGCCGGCCACGUUGAUGACUUUUCGGAUUAUGCGGAUGCCGCCAUGGACGCCUUUGUGGACCAACUCGAUAGCUCCGACACCGAAAUUCAGUGCAAUGCAGGACAAGCUAUUGCCCUCAUUUUUGAGUCGUCACGAAUGCACGAACAAGAAACUGGCGAGCCAUUCCAGCUGCCGUACGAUCCACAACGCUUGAUUGGUCGCAUCAGCGAACUAGCAAAACUCAGCACCAAGUCUGUGUCACGAAAGGCUCGGCGUGACCUGCGUGAGAGCCUUGUUAGCGUCGUGACAUCUCUAGAACGAGGCGUCGGCCCGUACUACUCGACUGCGCUCUUUAUUCCAGAGAAAGACUCGUAUGUGCCACCUUCGCAGCGGACGGAUGACGGGCAAGCCGAGUAUGGCUACAGAUGUCGCCUUCGCCUUGGCAACCACAGCACCCGAAUCGAUACAUGGUCGCUCUUCUCCCGGGUCAACAUGAUGAAGAUUCUCUUCCGGGGUGGCCUGCAACACCAUGUUUUUGUCAACCCUGUUGUCAUGGAGUGUCUGGAAGAUGCACAUUGGGGGGAGGAGCAAGCUUCAGCUGCGGAACAUGGCGGCAGUGGCAAGCCUUCCAAGGGACGCAAACGAUGA
Messenger RNA from Pochonia chlamydosporia 170, 1401 nucleotides. RefSeq names its product armadillo-type fold domain-containing protein. The transcript has a single exon. NCBI's taxonomy places the organism in Eukaryota, Fungi, Ascomycota, Sordariomycetes, Hypocreales, Clavicipitaceae. The record is from RefSeq and is a predicted model, not a curated record. Bases 1 to 1401 code for a protein of 466 amino acids.